Molecule: messenger RNA, 333 nt
Organism: Oikopleura dioica
Lineage: Eukaryota; Metazoa; Chordata; Appendicularia; Copelata; Oikopleuridae
Source: the annotation of a GenBank genome assembly
AUGGAUGUUCAAACGCAGGAAAAAGAACGCUUCGUUUUCGAGCAAGUAGUGCUCAACAUGAAAAAUUACAAAAGAACGAUGAAUGCUAAAAUCGACCGCAACAUCGUCAACUUCAAUAAACUCCCAGAUUCUCACAAGAAACUUCUGCCAAAUCGCGAAAAAUACUUUGACGAUCAGAAAAUGGCAGUUUUUCAAAAUCAGGAAAUUCUGAAGCUAAUUUUGGAGGAUUGUGAAGAAAACUUUGGUUUUAAAAUAACUGGAUCAGCAAUAAAAGGUUUUCAAGACUCGGCAGCACGAACGAGUGGUGACAACGCUGAAACAAAUCAUGCGUGA